This is a messenger RNA of Drosophila innubila, 1939 nucleotides long. It is a transcript of the gene Cyp4d2, whose product is annotated as cytochrome P450 4d2. The transcript has 6 exons. The record is from RefSeq and is a predicted model, not a curated record. Gene Ontology annotation, molecular function: heme binding; oxidoreductase activity, acting on paired donors, with incorporation or reduction of molecular oxygen; iron ion binding. The coding region runs from base 17 to 1612 and encodes 531 amino acids. NCBI's taxonomy places the organism in Eukaryota, Metazoa, Arthropoda, Insecta, Diptera, Drosophilidae.
AUGCCGGCUGUACAAUAUGCUGUGGUUAACAGUACUUCUGAUUGGCAUUCCGUGCCUGCUAUUGUGGGAUUACUUGAUCCGUAAGAGGCGCAAUGAUAUGCUCAAUUAUAUGCGUGGUCCACUUACGCUACCGUUCCUCGGAAGUGUCCACCUGCAUCGUGGCCUGGAUGGCGAAAGAGUCAUGGACUAUGCGUUAGCGAAUUGCGCGAAAUAUGGGAAAAUGUAUCGAAUUUGGAUCCUUAAUCAGCUGACCAUCUUCUGCACCGAUCCACGCGAUAUCGAGAUCAUACUGAGCAGCACUCAGCACAUCAAGAAGAACAGUCUGUACAAUCUGAUGCUGCCGUGGCUUGGCACCGGUCUCCUCAUGAGCGUCGGCAGAAAGUGGCAUGCCCGUCGCAAGAUUAUAACACCCACAUUCCAUUUUAAGAUACUCGAACAGUUUGUGGACAUCUUCGAUCUGCAGAGCAACAUAUUGGUGGAUCAACUGCAAAAGCAUGCCGAUGGCAAAACAGCCUUCAAUAUAUUUCCAAUCAUCUGUCUAACGGCACUUGAUAUUAUCGCAGAAACUGCAAUGGGCACCAAGGUCAAUGCACAAAGAAGUCCGGAUCUACCCUACGUCCGUGCCGUUUUCGAGGUGACGAAUAUCAUAACGUUGCGUUUCAUUAAGCCUUGGCAGCGUAUUGACUGGAUGUUUCGCCUUGUCGAACCGAGCCUGGCCAAAAGGCAGGAUACAUUAAUAAAGACGAUGCACGAUUUUACCGAGACAGUUAUCCAGCAGCGGCGAGAUGCGUUGAUCAAUCAUCAUCAGCAGCAGCAGAAGACAAAGACAAAGACGAAUUGUGGCGGCAAUGAGUGUGACGAUCUUGGCCAGAAACGUCGUAUGGCCUUGCUGGAUGUCCUACUGCAGUCAACGAUCGAUGGUGAGCCGCUGAGCAAUGAGGAUAUACGCGAGGAGGUGGACACGUUUAUGUUCGAGGGCCAUGACACAACCACCAGUGGCAUUUCCUUCUGCCUGUACGAGAUCUCACGUCAUGCGUCCGUGCAACAGCGUCUGGUCAACGAAAUCCAUGAGGUGCUCGGCGAUGACAAGAAGCGUCCGGUGACGUUGCGCGAUCUUAAUGAGCUCAAGUACUUGGAGUGUGUGAUCAAGGAAUCGCUGCGCAUGCAUCCGCCAGUGCCAAUAAUUGGACGCAACUUGACCGAGGAUGUUGACAUGCGCGGCCAGCUCAUUCCCGCCGGCACCAACUUCAUCAUCGGUCUAUAUGCGGUGCUCCGCAGUCCUCGCGAAUUUGAGGCGCCCAAUGAGUUUCGUCCCGAGCGAUUUGCCAGCGAUGAGGCGACGAUAUCGUCACCCGCAAGUUCGCAAUCUCGGCCAACGCAGCCUCAAAUGCAAUUUCAAACGCAUCCUUAUGCCUAUGUACCCUUCUCAGCGGGACCGCGCAAUUGCAUCGGUCAGAAGUAUGCGAUCCUGGAGAUGAAGAGCGUCAUUAGCAAAGUCUUACAGCAUUUUGAGCUGCUUCCACUUGGCCCGGAACCUCGGCCCAUGCUUAGCCUCGUCCUGCGCUCGGCAAAUGGGAUCCAUCUGGGCAUGCGUCCUCGGCAGGAUCCAUAGACCCUCGUCUGCUAAGCAAACAGCUGUAUUUUGCUUGCGCUCUUUCUCUCUCACUCUUUACCAGGGUUGUGGCAUUUGGUACAUUUGAACCAAUACUAGUACAUUUAUAAUUCGUUCGUACAUUUCAUAUCAUAUUUAUGUUUCAAUUGUACCCUCGAAUUCAAAUAUUGUCUAACGUUAAAUAAAAACACAUAACAGCUGUUCAAAACAUUUGUAUGUAAUUGAAAACAAAAUAAAUCGGGGUGUUCCAGAAAUACAAGCAAACUGAAAAGCAAACAAAAGACCAUGCAUUUUUGGUUGCUUUUCGGUUCUAACACCAUUUUCUUA